This is a messenger RNA of Sarcophilus harrisii (Tasmanian devil), 5325 nucleotides long. It is a transcript of the gene NEK7, whose product is annotated as NIMA related kinase 7. Gene Ontology annotation, molecular function: protein kinase activity; ATP binding. The record is from RefSeq and is a predicted model, not a curated record. The transcript is spliced from 10 exons. Gene Ontology annotation, biological process: protein phosphorylation. NCBI's taxonomy places the organism in Eukaryota, Metazoa, Chordata, Mammalia, Dasyuromorphia, Dasyuridae. Bases 110 to 955 code for a protein of 281 amino acids.
AGGCCGCGCCCCGCAGAGCCUCUCCAGCUACCGGUGUCGGGUCCCACACAGGUGGGAGGAGGGGAAACGCUCAACUUCCUGAAUUUCAGACAUCUUUUUACUCUGUACAAUGGAUGAACAGUCACAGAGCAUGCAAGGGCCACCAGUUCCACAGUUUCAACCACAGAAGGCGUUACGGCCUGAUAUGGGCUAUAACACAUUAGCCAACUUUCGAAUAGAAAAGAAGAUUGGCCGUGGACAAUUCAGUGAAGUUUACAGAGCAGCCUGUCUCUUGGAUGCAGUACCAGUGGCUUUAAAAAAGGUGCAGAUAUUUGAUUUAAUGGAUGCCAAGGCUCGUGCUGACUGCAUCAAAGAAAUAGAUCUCCUUAAACAACUGAACCAUCCAAAUGUAAUUAAAUAUUAUGCUUCUUUCAUUGAAGACAAUGAACUAAACAUAGUUCUGGAGUUAGCAGAUGCUGGCGAUCUCUCUAGAAUGAUAAAGCAUUUUAAGAAACAAAAAAGAUUGAUUCCUGAAAGGACAGUUUGGAAGUACUUUGUUCAACUCUGCAGUGCAUUGGAACAUAUGCAUUCCCGGCGAGUUAUGCAUAGAGAUAUAAAACCAGCUAAUGUAUUCAUUACAGCCACAGGAGUAGUAAAACUUGGAGAUCUUGGACUGGGCCGAUUUUUCAGCUCUAAAACCACAGCUGCACAUUCUUUAGUGGGUACACCUUACUACAUGUCUCCAGAAAGGAUACAUGAAAAUGGAUACAACUUCAAAUCUGACAUCUGGUCUCUUGGCUGUCUGCUCUAUGAGAUGGCUGCAUUGCAGAGUCCCUUCUAUGGAGACAAAAUGAAUUUGUAUUCUCUAUGUAAGAAGAUAGAACAAUGUGACUACCCACCUCUUCCUUCAGAUCACUAUUCAGAGGAACCUUGGGGCAUGAAGAAAUAUGUUCAAGAGUAUGGAGGUUGCCAGUGAAAGUGGAAAGAAGUGGAAAAUUGGAAUUAAAGGGCCCAUCAGGAGGUGAACUUGGUAUGAGUAAAUAGAAUGGUUAAAGUUUGAGAACUGGAAGAAAGUAAAUGGAGAGGAAUGAUAAUAAACCAUAGAACUUAAUGGAAGGUUAAAAUUUGCUUCAGAAAGUAUUGGCAAAACAUUUUUCAGUGUAUUCUUUUUUGAAGAAGUAGAUUAUAUUGUAACAUGAGAGGAAUAUAGUCUUUCUUUAUCUUUGCCUGUUUUGAAAUGUCUUACAUCUCCAUUCAGAUAUCACCUCCAUGAAUCCUUUUCUCAUUGCACUACUCAAAAGCAUUUUUUGCCUUCUGCAAAAUUUCUUAUUGUACUUUAUUUGGCUCUCCCUCACCCCAUCUCAUUCUGCUCUUUAUUAUACUUAUUUGCAUAAAUAUAUCCAUUUUCCUCCUCUAUUCAUUGAAUUGUAAGUACCUAAAGAUGUCAGGAACAGUAUUUUUCAUCUUUGUAUCCUAGCACCAAGCUCAGUGCCUAGUACUUAAUAAAUAAUUGAUUAAUUAUUCAACAAUUAAAAUUAAUUGAGAGGAAGUUUUAUAUUUUUUGUAGUAACUUUAAAUUGAUUAAAACAGAGAUAAGCAUCUUAUGUAGAAUUUUAUAUUUACAAUAUACUUUUCCUAUAAUUAUUUAUCUUUACAAAAUUACUUCUAAUUUGCACAGAAUUAUUUGUCCUAUUUUUUCAUAAAAGAGUAAAGCUUAGUGAUUUUAUUUAAUAGUUAGAUCAAAGCAUUAUUACUUAGAUUAGAUUUUGAGAAUUUGGUAUUCAGUCACAAUAUGUCAUCUAUACAAAUUUGGGCUUUAUACUCCAUAUAGCCCCACAAUCAUAAAGAAAAUAAUAUUAAUUCUCUAAUUAUUUAGAUAUACUCAUUUCCCCAAAAUAAAUUAACGUAUAAAAAGGCUAUUUCUAUUUUAUUUCUAAUAGUUAACAUGUAAAGGUUCAAAAAGUUUAAUCUUAAAAUAAAUAUUCAAUAACUUAGGGAAGUGAUUUUCUUCUGAUCAGUGUUGUUUGUAAUUACAUUAUUGCCAUUUUAACCAUCUCUCUCUAUAUAUAUAUUGAAUAAGUAAUAAUACUAGUAUUCUACUAUAACAGUAGUGUCAUCAUAAUGGCUGAUUUUUAUAGAAUGCUUUAAAAUUAUUAAAGCAUAUAUUGCCUUGUUUGAACCUCACAAAAAUCCUUUAAAGUACAUACUCUGGUUUUUAUUAUAUCCAUUUUGUAAAUGAGUAAAUUGAAACUAAGAGAGAUUGAUUGACUUACCCUAUGAUUAUAUCAUUAACAAUUACCAGCCCUUUCUAUGUUCAAGACCAGUACCCAACUAAGCAAAUUCAUACUGCCUCCCAAUUAUACUUAUACUAUUUACAUUAUUGUUUAUAUGGAGAUUGUCAUAACUAAUACUUCAUUUAACAUAUUUUUGUGAUCAUACUAAAUUUCUUUUAGUAAGGAUAUGCCUUCAUAUUUUCUACCUUCUAGUAAUUAAAUAGUUUUCUGUGAUAAUAAAUAUCUUUGGGGAGAUGGAAAUCUAAAAGUUAUGCAUAUGAUAUUGUAAGUACCUUAAGGGUCAAGAGCUAUUUAUCAUUUUUCUUUUUUGCAUCCUGAAAACAUAUUAAAGGCUUUGCACAUAGUAAGUGCUUCAAAGCUAAGUACUUUCUUGAGUCGAUUUAGAAGAAUGAAAAUUUGUUUUGUAUUUUUGUUGAAAUAAUUCAAUUCAAUGUGAGUAUGUAAAAUCAGCAGCAUUUUUAGUUUUAUGCUAUGUAGUGAAAAUCUUUGGACUCUCCUAAUGUUUAACCUAAUGCAAAUUAUGUAAAACAGCCGCCUGUUCUGUGGCUCAAUUGUAGAGAGUAAGACAUUCCAUAUAUAUUAUAUAUAUAGGCCAUAUUUCCUAAAUUUUAUGCAAAGUAUUAGUAUGUACAAAUUCUGAGAGCAGCCUUCAAUAAACAUGUUUUUUAAAGAUAAUGAAAAUAAAAGAGCAGUAAUUAUAAGUAAAACAACUUAAUUUGCAUUCACAAGAAUUUUUUUUUUUUAAAUCAUCUGACAGCAAUUUUUUAGAAUGCAGUAGUAAUUGAAAAAUAAAUAAACUUUGCCAACUUUGGCCUGACUUUUAUUACUGAAUUAAAUUGAUGAAAUAACUAUAUACAAUUUAUCAUGGCCAAGAAAAAUAUUUUUCAUAACUACCUUAUGAUUAAACCUUGUAUUCAUUUAAUGCAUUUUACUUUUCAAAUCUCUUAUUUUUUUAUUUUCAUUUAUCUGUCUAUUUAUUCAUAGCAUUUGUCUUAUCUCAUGCUGUUAGUGCUUGAAUGAAAAUACAGGUAGUAUUAGCCUCUUUUGGCAAUUGAAGAAAGUGAUCCUGGGAAGGAUAUAUAUAUAUAUAAACAAAUUGCCUAUAGUGACAAUUUUUCUGUCAUUGGAGAGAUUAUACAGUUGAGGUCCCUAUCAAGUGAUCUUUCCACCAUUGCAAAUAUUCUAUAGUUAUUUCUUAGACUUAUUUUUCAAAUAAACUUCUUUUAUUCCCUUGUUAUUUCUCAGUUUUCCUCUUCUUAGUUCCUGCUCACUCUAUAUAUUAGCAAAAAUUACCAAAAAUACAUCUCAAAUUAUCUUAGUUUUGCUUUCUUUGCUCUGUAUCAGUUCAUACAAGUCUUUUUUUUUAAAUUAUGUGUCUCUGAAUCUCUCAUUCAUCAUUUUUAUGGUAUAAUAAAAUUCACUGUCUUCAUAUUGCUAGACGUUUUUAGCCAUUCCUUACUGGGUACUUACUUCAUUUCCAGGAUUUUGCUGCUAAUAAGAAAGUGCUACUGUGCAUGUUUUCAUAUUUGUGGGAUUUUUUUCCUUUUGUUUUUGUCUUUUGGGAGCUAUAUACUUAGCCAUUAUAAUGUGGAGCAAAAGAUUUGAACAGUUAAUAACUGGCUUCACUGAUUUGUUCAUGCAAAAUAUAUGAUUAAAAUUCUUUAGAAUAGUGAUAUAGAUUGAAUCUGUGAUUUUAGUGACAAGGGUACUCCCUCUCCCAAAACAGGUUGUUAACUUUUCUGUAAUUUAGAAGUCUAGAAAGUAACUGGAGCACAAAUUGUUUAUAUGACUUAUUUAAGGGCACUAAACCUGAUCUGGCUUCAGGGCCAAGUGUGUCCUCUAUUCUGCCUCUAUCAAAGUUCUGUAGUUUAUCAUUUUAUGAUACUUUUCCUCCCUUGUUUAAGAAUUCUCCAUUAGUUGCAGUUCUCUUUCUUUUCUUUCUUUUUUAAAAACUUAGCUUGUAUAUCCAUUUGGAGUUUACUGUGUUAUGUGUCAGAUGCUGUUUAAUAGAUAGAUAUAGAUAUAGAUAUAGAUAUAGAUAUAGAUAUAGAUAUAGAUAUAGAUUUAGAUAUAGAUUUAGAUAUAGAUUUAGAUAGAUAUAUAGAUAGAUACACACACUAUAUAUGUUGCCAUACCACAUUUAGUUUUUCACAGAAAUUCUUGUCAGAUAACAAGUCCUUCCCUGGUAAUAAUUUAUGAAAUACUGGGUUGCCAUGUUUGAUUGCUUUCAGGUUUUUAUUUUUCUCAUCUCUUUUAUUGAAAUAAUCUUUAAGAAAGAUUGUCCAUCAAUUUUUCUCUCAUUUAAGAUCUGAUAGGUCUCCUUCAUUUCCUUUGAGAUUCUAUACACUAUUUUGUAUUUUGUAAUAAAUUUAUCCAAGUAGCUCCUUUAUAAUUUGUUUGGUGUGGACCUAAAUAGACCUUAAUAGGGGAAGUAGUAGCUGCCAUAAUUCUGGGACAUAAUGUUACACAGAAGAAGGAGAUACUGAUUAUACAGUCACACCUGAAUUCAGAUUCUGCCUCUGCCAUAGUGUGAACUGGGGAAACUUACUUAACUUUUCUUGGUCCUCAGUUCUCUUAUAAAAUUUAAAGAUUGGAUUAGGAAACUUCUGAGGUUUCGAAGUCAAGUCCAUGAUCUUAUGAUCACUUCACCUCAAGUACAUCACAUAAGGAAAAAAUAGUCACAGUCACAAAGUGGGAAAAAUAAUUUACCAUAAAGAAUUUUUUUUCAAGAAUUUCAGUAAAUAAAAGAAUAAGGGAAUUGCUAAGUAUAUUAAAGUAAUAGCCAACUGACUAUCCAUACACAAUGAUGUGUUGUUUUCUUUAAUAGAAGACAUUUCUUCAUUGUAAUAAGCAUGGUAGAGAAAGGGAAAUAGGAUGUAAACUACAUGAGAUCAAGGAGUGAGUUUUGAUUUGGUAUCCCUAGCAUUUAUGGCAAUACCUUUGCAAGUAACAAGUUUGUUGAAUUGAGUUGCUUGAGUGCUGGCCUUAGAGUCUCAAAGACUCAUCUUCCUGAGUUUAAAUCUCGCAUUGCACACUUUUAGCUGUGUGACCC